AUGAGUUGGACCUCUAACAAAUUAGUCAAAUUGAUUAAGCCAGAGAUUGACAGAGCCCUAGAGGAAAGCCUUGAGACCAGGAGGGAGGAUGAACUGAGGAAUGGUGAAGUGAAGGAGGAGGAAAGUGAAGCAGGAGAUCCAGCUUGGCUCAGAAGAAGGGCUUCUCAAAAGAAGAAACUGAGCCACUCUCGCCUGGACCGGGUUCGACUACGACGGAUUGAAGCAAAUGCGCGGGAAAGACACCGUAUGCAUGGACUUAACAAUGCAUUGGACAGCCUGAGAAAGGUGGUUCCCUGUUAUUCCAAGACACAAAAGCUGUCCAAAAUAGAAACCCUCCGCUUGGCCAAGAACUACAUCUGGGUUCUCAGUGAGAUCCUGAGCACUGGCAAAAGGCUGGACUUGCUCACAUUCGUUCAGACUCUGUGCAAAGGUCUCUCUCAGCCAACCACUAACCUUGUCGCUGGCUGUCUCCAGCUCAACACCUGCAGCGUCAUCUCACAACCCGACGAGGAGUCAUUGUCUCUGUACGCAGCCUAUGAUCACCAUCCUGGUCCCGAGGCUGGGGGCUCCACCACAGCGGGUAGCGGUAGGUCUCUGCGACCUUUUGGCUCUUUCUGCAGCCCCUUUGAGUCUGUAAACAACAGUUCCUCUCCAGACAGUUCUGGUUCUCUGGAUAUGGGGACUCUCAGCCCACCCUUCAACUUCAGUGGGCUUUUCACCCUCAAACACGAGGAACCGGUUGACUACCGAAGUUGUCGCAAUGGUCUCCGCUAUGGUCCCAUCAAUCAGGCCUCCAGCUCAGACCUUGGUCCCUAUGACAUCCAACGACAGUUUUACCAGGUGCAGGGAGAAUUAAACAAGCCUUUCCAUAAUUGA
Messenger RNA from Pelmatolapia mariae (spotted tilapia), 876 nucleotides. Its product is annotated as neurogenic differentiation factor 6-A-like. Gene Ontology annotation, molecular function: protein dimerization activity; E-box binding; DNA-binding transcription factor activity, RNA polymerase II-specific. Gene Ontology annotation, biological process: sensory organ development; axon development; positive regulation of transcription by RNA polymerase II. The record is from RefSeq and is a predicted model, not a curated record. The coding region runs from base 1 to 876 and encodes 291 amino acids. NCBI's taxonomy places the organism in Eukaryota, Metazoa, Chordata, Actinopteri, Cichliformes, Cichlidae. The transcript has a single exon. Gene Ontology annotation, cellular component: nucleus.